AUGGCGGAACAGAAGCAGCUGACUGUAAAACGAAAAGUGAUUGAAAAUGAAGUUUCUAGUGCCAGUUCGGGAAAUGAUUUCGAUUCAGAUGAUAGUGUGAAGGACCGAAAUUAUUAUCCUGAUGUUGGCAGCUCCGAUUCUUUGACGGACGACGAUUUAUCGAUAAAAAACUACGACUUCUUUGCAAACAGAUUGCAGAAGGAAGACGUGUUCCAAAAAAUGACGCACGAAGGAAGCACCACACUAGACCCAAUAAGAUUCUAUAUGAGCAAAUACAAUCUGCUCAUGAUCAAGGCUUUUCCAAAAUAUGUUAGCCAUUACAGUAGAAAGAAGAAUCCCAACAGAGUAUACUUAGAUCACGACGUUUCCAUCUCUUCUCUGUACAAAGAUUUUUACCUUGACUGGUGUAAAGAUAAAAACAUUACACCAGCAAAAAAGAUAUGUAAUGAAGGAUAA
Messenger RNA from Psylliodes chrysocephalus, 456 nucleotides. NCBI's taxonomy places the organism in Eukaryota, Metazoa, Arthropoda, Insecta, Coleoptera, Chrysomelidae. The record is from the annotation of a GenBank genome assembly.